AUGAAGAAAAAGGUAGUGAUCAAGGUGACACUGAAUGGCCAGAAGUCCCGCUCCAAAGCCUUGAAGAUUGCAGUUGGGUUUUCAGGGGUUGAAUCUGCCGGUAUUGGAGGGCAAGAUAAGAGCCAGAUAGAGGUAGUAGGAGAUGGAGUUGAUGUAGCCAAACUCACAAUUUUGCUGAGAAAGAAAAUGGGCUAUGCUGAUUUAGUAAGCGUGGCAGAUGUGGGAGGAGAGAAGAAAGAAGAGAAAAAAGAAGAGGCAAAAGUGCAGCCUGUUGUCUGGUCCAUGUAUGGUGGUGGCACGCCUCACACCUACAUCCAUUACCCAUCCAACCAUUAUCAGGACCCUUCUUGCUCGAUCAUAUACAUAUAG
Molecule: messenger RNA, 369 nt
Organism: Dovyalis caffra
Lineage: Eukaryota; Viridiplantae; Streptophyta; Magnoliopsida; Malpighiales; Salicaceae
Source: the annotation of a GenBank genome assembly